Messenger RNA from Miniopterus natalensis, 2781 nucleotides. The record is from RefSeq and is a predicted model, not a curated record. Lineage: Eukaryota; Metazoa; Chordata; Mammalia; Chiroptera; Miniopteridae.
UUUUUAAUAUAAUUGUAAACACUCAUGUGCCGCUUAAGAACUGUGUCAUUAGAUUAUUCUAUUGUGCAAACAUCUUAAAGGCACGUACACAGACCUGGGUGGUGUAGCCUACUGCACACCUGGGCGGCAUGGCAGAGCCUCCUGCUCCUGGGCUACAAGCUGUACAGCAUGUUGUUGUAUAAAACACAAGGUUAAGCCACAGGAAUUUUUCAGCUCCAUUAUAAUCUACAGGACCACUGUCCUGUACAGUCCAUGGACUGCAUAUCUGAUAUUUAAAGUGUUCUACAUGAUGACUUGAUAUACAUGCAUUGUGGAAAGGUUACCAAGUCAAGGUAAUUAACACAUCCAGAGAAGACAUACAAAUGGCCAACAGGUAUUUGAAAAGGUGGUUCAACAUCACCACCAGGAGAAUGCAAAUCAAAGCCACAAUGAGUGUUUAUUUUUCCUAAAAGAUUUCUGGGCAACUCGAGAGUACAGCCUGUGUUUUUCCCAUCUUUAUAGUCUCCAUAAUGCUGAGCAGAGUUCACUCUUAGUAGAAGGUCCAUAUUUAGUGUAUGAAUAAGCAACUGGACCUGGACCCAGAGCUGCCCCCGGCAUCUGUCAGAAGCACUCGCCUGUUCUCAGUGCUCUUUUCCUGGGUUCCAGAGUAUAACUUCUAAGUAUUAUUGACUCUCAUGCAACUGUCACCUAGUCAUUUAAAUCUACACCAUUUAGAUGUUUUAAUAUUCAGGGUAUUUGGGAAAUUUUUACAUGGUAUAUGCAACCAUAAAAUUUAAUCAUCUAAUCAAAUAUCAUUUUAAUACAACAUAAACAUAACAGUUUAAUUCACAUCAGCCGUUCUAAUGUAGACUACAAACUCACCCAUUGUGUUCUUUCCCUUUCCUAGAAAAGUACCAUAAUGAUAACCUAGGCGUAGCACUUUUUUCUGUCAGUGGCUUAUAGAAGUUUUUUGAUUUGUAAACAAACCUGUAGACUAUAUAGGGUAGGUGUUUCCCUACUUUAAAAACAAUCAAACAAAAGGACAAAGAAGUUGCAUAAUUUACAAGAAGUCAGAAGCUAAUUACUGAGAAAGUCCAGGCUAACUUAAUAUCAUGGGCAUGAUAAUUCUGUAUUUUUCAUUACUUUAAAAUAAUUAUGUGUUGUUUUUUCUAGUGAAAGAAAUGAUGUCUUAAGAGAAGCUGAGAUUUUACACAAAGCUAGAUUUAGUUACAUUCUUCCAAUUUUGGGAAUUUGCAAUGAGCCUGAGUUUUUGGGAAUCGUCACUGAAUACAUGCCAAAUGGAUCCUUAAAUGAGCUCCUGCAUCAGAAAACGGAAUAUCCUGAUGUUGCCUGGCCGCUGAGAUUCCGCAUCCUCCACGAAAUUGCACUGGGCGUGAAUUACCUGCACAAUAUGAACCCUCCUCUACUGCAUCAUGACCUGAAGACUCAGAAUAUCUUAUUAGAUAAUGAGUUUCAUGUUAAGAUCGCAGAUUUCGGUCUAUCGAAGUGGCGCAUGAUGUCCCUGUCACAGUCGCGAAACAGCAAAGCUGCGCCAGAAGGAGGCACCAUCAUCUACAUGCCCCCUGAAAACUACGAGCCUGGGCAGAAAUCCAGGGCCAGUGUCAAGCAUGACAUAUACAGCUAUGCAGUUAUCACAUGGGAAGUCUUAUCCAGAAAACAGCCUUUUGAGGAAGUAACCAAUCCUUUGCAGAUUAUGUACAGUGUGUCCCAAGGACACCGGCCGGACACUGGUGAAGAAAGCCUACCACCUGAUACACCUCACCGAGCACGGAUGGUCUCACUCAUAGAAAGUGGAUGGGCCCAGAACCCCGAUGAGAGGCCGUCCUUCCUCAAAUGUUUAAUAGAACUUGAACCAGUUCUGAGAACAUAUGAAGAGAUAAGUUUUCUUGAAGCUGUUUUGCAACUAAAGAAAACAAAGUUACAGAGUGCUUCGAGUACCCUUCACUUAUGCGGCAAGAAGAAAAUGGAGUUACCUCUGAACAUCUCUCUAAAUCAUGCUCCACAAGAGGAAUCAUGUGGAUCCUCUCAGCUUCCUAAAAGUGGUGGUUCUCCCGGAACCUCCAGGUUCCUGUCAGCUCCUCAAGACAACGAUUUUUUAUCUAGAAAAAAACAGGACCCCUCUACCCUGCUCCACCUCCCGGCAAAUCAUAGCUGGGACAACAUGUCUGCAGCUCAGACAGCCACCUUCUGUGACCACAAGACCGCCCUGUGUUCUUUAGCAAUAAACCCACUCUCAGCUGUGGGAAAUUCAGAGCGACCGCAGCCUGGAGUGGCCCAGCAGUGGAUCCAGAGUAAAAGGGAGGACAUUGUGAGCCAGAUGACGGAAGCCUGCCUCAACCAGGUGCUGGACGCCCUCCUGUCCCGGGACCUGAUCAUGAAGGAGGACUAUGAACUCGUCAGCACCAAGCCCACCAGGACCGCAAAAGUCAGGCAGUUGCUGGACACCACUGACAUCCAAGGGGAGGAGUUUGCCAAAGUGAUAGUGCAGAAGCUGAAGGACAACAAGCAGAUGGGCCUCCAGCCCUACCCGGAGACGCUGCUCGCUUCUCGGUUUCCGUCCUUAAAUUUAUUUCAAAAUAAAAGCUUGUAGGUGACUCUUUUUCAAGAAGAAAAGUUAGUUUAUUAAAAGGCAUUUUAUAUUUCUGUGGUCCUGAUCAGACUGUCACUGUGAAGUCCAUGUGAGUAUUUGUAGCUCUAAUGAAGUUUCUCCUUCAGGUAAAUUUUAUUUUCUGUGACAUUACAGUAUUUUUAAAAAUUAAAAUAGUAGAAAGUUUGCAUUUG